AUGGAGCCGUUCCGGGCCACGCCGGAACUGCACGGCCGCGUGGCCGAGCAGCUGCUGCGGCGUUACUCGGCGCUGCUCGAGCUGCACGCACGUCGGCUGGAGGCGGCGUCGGCCGGCGCCAGGGGCGAGCCGGCCGCCGGGCUGGACGAGGGCGAGGCCGAGCUGCAGCUUGCGCGCCUGUUGCCCACCCUGCAGCGGCUGUUGGCAUUCGCCGAGCGCGGCCGCCAGGUGGCCGCCAACCUACUGCAGCAGCUGACGGCGCUGCACGACCCGGCGCGUCGCCAGCUGACCACGGCCGGGUACCACCUGCAAGUGCUGUUCGAGCACCUGGGCCAGCUGCUGGCCGCCCUCGCGCUGCUCGACGACCUGGUGGCGCGCCAGGCCGUGCUGCACGAGCAUUACGCGCUCUACAAGCUGCUGGUGCGUCGCGCGCGGCCGCAGCCCGAGCCAUUUGGCCUGGACGCACAGCGCGUGGCACUGCUGGAGAAGCUGCUGCGCGACCUGGACACGCGCGUCAUGGCGGCCGGCAUGCUGCACGCGACACUGCAGCAGCCGCUGACGGGCUCGGCUGAGGCGCGCGCCGUGCUUACCUGUCGGCCGUUCCACGAUGAGUUCCUGCUGACUGUCAACAACCUGAUGCUGCAACUGGAGCAGGAGGAGGCCGACCCGGAUCCGGACAUGCCCGGUUUGGUGGGUGUGGCCGCACUGCUGGCGCUACAUGCGCGGCUGGCGCGCCACGCCGACGCGCGCGCCAUCAAACGGCUGUGGGCGCUGCAACGGCGCCGGCCGCCAGUGCUGCUCGGGGGCGGCCAGGUGUGGAACCUGGACGCCUUCCUCGGCACGCACCUGCCCGGCUUUGACCAGCUGGAGUUACUCAAGGCGUUGCAGGAGGCGGCGGAAUCGAGCGACGCGUGGGUGCGGCUGACGGCGCGCUGCGCAGCGCAGCACGCGCAGUUCCGCGCCGUCCGGCUAAUAGAGACUCUGCGCGACCCGGUCGCGCUGCUGCGCCACUGCCGCCACCUGUCGGCCGGACGCCUGGUGCGCCUCUAUGAGGACGAAUUGGUGGCGGCGCUGCGCGCCAAUAUGCUGGAGCCGCUCUGCGCCGACGUCGAGACGGAGCUGCGCCUGGACGUGCACGCCCACCUGCAGCUGGACGAUCGCAAUCCGUUCAAGGUGGGACUGCGCGACCGACGCCGCCUGUUGGCCGAACCGCCGCUGCGGCUGCCCUCGCGCAGCGUGAGCGUGCGCCGACACUGCGAGCGCUACCUGGAGCGCACGUUUUACAACCUGACGGCGGUGGCGCAGCACGACUGGCGUACGUACGCCGAGAUGCGCCACCUGGCGCGCCUCAAGUACGGCCUGGCCACGUGUGAGCCGCACCUGCCCGGCCAGACGCUGGAGCAGGGCCUGGACGUGCUGGAGGUGAUGCGGAAUAUCCACGUGUUCGUAGCGCACUAUGCGUACAAUCUGACCAACCAGUUCUUUGUGGAGCGACAGAGCAACAACAAGCACCUGAACACGAUCGGCAUCACGCACGUGGCCAACUCGAUCCGCACGCACGGCGCCGGCAUCAUCAAUACCACCGUCAACUUCACCUACCAGUUCCUGCGCAAGAAACUGAACGUGCUGUCGCAGUUCCUGUUCGACGAGCAGAUCAGCUCGCGGCUGGCGUCGGACGGCCGCCGCUCGGUGCACUCCGGCGGCAGCCGCUACCCGUACGAGCGCGCCGAGCGGUUCGAGCGCGCCAUCCGAGGACUGGGGGUCAGCGGCGACGGGCUCAGCUACCUGGACCGCUGUCGGCAGCUGGUGACGCAGCUGGGCGGCGCGCUCGGCUUCGUGCGCCUCGUGCGCUCGGGCGGUCUGCACUGCGCCAGCGCCGCCCUGCAGUUCGUGCCGGACCUGGGCCGCGGCGGCGAGUUCGCGGCGGCGGCGGAGCGGGCCGGCCUGUGCGCGGCGGUGCGCGACGCCGCCGAGACGCUGGACGCGUGCCUCGCCGACCUGACGGCCAGCGGCGACCAGAACACGGCCUACUUCCGUCUGCUGGAGGAGGCGUUGGCGCCGGCGCUGCGCGACCCGCGCAACGCCCACCUGCGCGCUUUCCACCUGCUCGUGCCGCCUCUCUGCCUCAACCACGUGCAGCAUGUGCUGGCCGCCAAGGAGCGGCUGGCGAAGGGCGCGCGCUCAGGCGCUCUGUUCACCGAGGACGGCUUCGCCAUGGGCGUCGCGUUCCUGCUCAAGCUGCUGGACCUGAACAGCGCGUUUGACGCGCUCUACUGGUUCGAGGAGGUGGCGGCGCACGGGGAGCGCGAGCGGGCGGCGGCGGAGCGGCAGGGCAGCGGCGAGCCGGCCGACGACAAGCUCCAGCAGGCGAUCGGAUUGACCCUGAGCCGGCUGCGGCAGGCGCGCCGCCAGUACGACCUCGUCUUCUACAACCUGGCGGCGGCGCGGGUGUUC
Pollicipes pollicipes is the source of this 2454-nucleotide messenger RNA. It is a transcript of the gene SWIP, whose product is annotated as strumpellin and WASH-interacting protein. The annotation marks the transcript as partial. Gene Ontology annotation, biological process: endosome organization; endosomal transport. The record is from RefSeq and is a predicted model, not a curated record. The transcript has 4 exons. Lineage: Eukaryota; Metazoa; Arthropoda; Thecostraca; Pollicipedomorpha; Pollicipedidae. Gene Ontology annotation, cellular component: endosome; WASH complex.